GAAGAAGCAAAGCACGCACGCGCACCGCAGGUCUGCAGCCACGAUGGCCCGCCGCAAGGUCCCCAUGAGGCUCAUCGAGAAGGCGCGGGCGCGCGCCGAGACGCACGCCAGGAGGACCAAGGGGCUGCAGAAGAAGGCGUCGGAGCUCGCCAGGCUCUGCGCUGUCCCGGUCGCGCUCGUCUGCUCCGCCGGCGCGGGGGCUCCGCCACUCGUGUGGGAGUCGGAGGAGGGAGUGCUCGAGAGGUACCGGCGCGCCGUCCCGGCGGAGGCCCGCGCGCGGCACACGCACCGGAGCUACAUGGAGACUGAGCUGGGCAAGGAGAGGGCCAAGCUCGCCCGGACGCGGCACGGCUGCCCCGGCGUGCUCGCGGACUGGGACGCCGCGCUCAACGACAUGACGCUGGACGGGGCGCGGGGGCUGCUCGACACCAUCGACGCGGCGCUGCGGGCCACGGGAGACAGGAUGGAGGCGCUGGGCUUACCUGCCGACGGCGGCCACGGCUCGCUCGAGGAUUCUCCCGACGACGCCUUCAUGCCGCAGCAGCUCGGCAACCCCGUGGCCGUGGACAUGGACGCCCCCGGCUUCCAGCGGCAGCAGAUGGUGCCGUUCCACGCUGGGAACAACGAGGGCCAACUCUCGCAAUUCUCAUGGGACGAUCCCUUCCAGACGCAGCAAGGGUGCGGCGGCUUCCAAUGCGUCGGCGGUAACUACUCGGGCGGCGGCGACGAGAUGCUGUCACCAGGCUUCACCAAUGCUGACAACAACUACUCGGCCGUCGUCGACGAGAUGCUCGCGCCGGGCAUCGCCAAUGCUGACUACAACUACUCGGCCGGCGGCGACGAGAUGCUCACGCUAGGCCUCGCCAAUGCUGACUACAACUACUCGGCCGGCGACGAGAAGAUGCUCGCGCCGGACUUCCCCAAUGCUGACUACAUCUACUCCAGCGGCGGCGAGAUGCUCGCGCCUGGCUUUGGCAAUGCUGACUACGACUGGACUGAUAUGACCAUGUGGGCCACCGACGAGUUGUGCGAUGCAGUCAUGCCACUUGGGUGCUACCCUGACUUCGUCGACGGUACCGCUCAGGUCGUCAUCGGCGGGGACUACGUCAACACACCACCAUCUGACGGGUACGGGUACCCAAUGGCCAUGGGCGUGGGCGACAACCUCACUCAUCUCGACAACAACUACACGGCGCACUGGCAGUUCCAGCGCUUCGACACAAGCAGUCUGUUGCUAGGCGAAAUGCAGUCAUAG
Messenger RNA from Triticum aestivum (bread wheat), 1255 nucleotides. RefSeq lists its product as uncharacterized. The transcript has a single exon. The coding region runs from base 44 to 1255 and encodes 403 amino acids. Gene Ontology annotation, molecular function: DNA binding; protein dimerization activity. The record is from RefSeq and is a predicted model, not a curated record. NCBI's taxonomy places the organism in Eukaryota, Viridiplantae, Streptophyta, Magnoliopsida, Poales, Poaceae.